Blepharisma stoltei is the source of this 264-nucleotide messenger RNA. The record is from the annotation of a GenBank genome assembly. Lineage: Eukaryota; Ciliophora; Heterotrichea; Heterotrichida; Blepharismidae.
AUGGACUUGGAAACUCUCGUAGAAACCCUUGACAAAGAAUUGAAAAACGAAGACCAGCGAUUCCCAUUAAACCAGAGCAGAAAAUCUGAUUUUUUAUUUUCAAUUUCUUCAGCUUUAAAAUCUGCUGAUAAAUCAAAAAUUGUGCCUCAUCAGCCAAAGCUAGAAGCGAUUUUUUUUGCAAAUUUCGUCUCAAGGCUGCUCAGGACCUCUAUGCAGAUUGUUAAAAAAAUGCUUGAAAUUGCUUUUAGAGAGAGGGAACACUAA